Tinamus guttatus (white-throated tinamou) is the source of this 1210-nucleotide messenger RNA. The record is from RefSeq and is a predicted model, not a curated record. Lineage: Eukaryota; Metazoa; Chordata; Aves; Tinamiformes; Tinamidae.
CGAGGGCCAUGGGAAGCUGACGGUGUUUUCCGUGAAAGCCAUGUUAGCCACCAUGUGCGGAGGGAAAAUCCUGGACAAACUGAGAUACGUCUUCUCCCAGGUGUCGGACUCCAGCGGGCUGCUCGUACUCGCCAAGUUCGACCAGUUCCUGCGCGAGGUGCUCAAGCUGCCCACGGCCGUGUUCGAGGGGCCCUCCUUCGGCUACACGGAGCACGCGGUGCGGACGUGCUUCCCGCAGCAGAAAAAGAUCACGCUGAACAUGUUUUUAGACACGCUGAUGGCCGACCCGCCUCCCCAGUGCCUUGUGUGGCUGCCCCUCGUACACAGACUUGCCCACGUUGAAAAUGUGUUCCACCCCGUGGAGUGCUCCUACUGCCGCUGCGAGAGCAUGCUGGGCUUCCGCUACCGCUGCCAGCAGUGCCACAACUACCAGCUGUGCCAGGCCUGCUUCUGGCGCGGCCACGCCAGCGGCACGCACAGCAACCAGCACCAGAUGAAGGAGCACUCGUCCUGGAAGUCGCCGGCGAAGAAGCUGAGCCAUGCCAUCAGCAAGUCCCUGGGCUGCGUCCCCAGCAGGGAGCCUCCCCGGCCCGUGUUCCCCGAGCAGCCGGAGAAGCCCCUCGACCUGGCGCACAUCGUCCCUCCUCGGCCCCUGCCUAACAUGAACGACACCAUGGUGACCCACACGUCCUCCGGAGCGCCCACUCCCACAAAAAGCGUCCUGGACAGCCCGAGCCGGCUGGACGAGGAGCACCGGCUGAUCGCCCGCUACGCCAUCCUGGGCUGCAUUAAGAAGAGCAUCUCUAGCAGGUCGAGGGAGCGUGGCUCAGCAGACCUGGGCUUCAACUUCGACGCCAACAAACAGCAAAGGCAGCUGAUAGCAGAGCUGGAAAACAAAAACAGGGAGAUCCUGCAGGAGAUCCAGCGGCUGCGGCUGGAGCACGAGCAGGCGUCGCAGCCCACCCCGGAGAAGGCCCAGCAGAACCCCACGCUCCUGGCCGAGCUGCGGCUCCUACGGUAACGGCAGGACCCUGCUCGCGUGCGCGAAUUGGCGCUGCAGGAGAGCAGGCGGGAGCUGAUGGUGCAGCUCGAGGGGCUGAUGAAGCUGCUCAAAGUAAGCCGGGGCGUCCCGCGCCGCAUCCCGAACAGUCCACGGCGCUCCCAGAGUCACUGUGCUUGGAAAACACCUCCGGGAUUGCCAAAUCCAUCC